Messenger RNA from Drosophila busckii, 2201 nucleotides. RefSeq names its product cardioacceleratory peptide receptor (gene CCAP-R). The transcript has 7 exons. The record is from RefSeq and is a predicted model, not a curated record. NCBI's taxonomy places the organism in Eukaryota, Metazoa, Arthropoda, Insecta, Diptera, Drosophilidae. Bases 161 to 1624 code for a protein of 487 amino acids. Gene Ontology annotation, molecular function: vasopressin receptor activity. Gene Ontology annotation, biological process: G protein-coupled receptor signaling pathway. Gene Ontology annotation, cellular component: membrane.
UGCAAUUCUAGUGCAAUUUAAAAAAAAUUGAAUUUGAAUUUGUAUUACAAACUGUGGCCAAGUAAAUCUACAAAUUGAAUUGCAAUUUCAAUUCAUAGCACGACAAGCACUUGACUUGCAUCUACUCGGCAUGGUUCAGAACUAAAGCUUGAACGCAAUCAUGUUGCAUUGGAGGCUCUUUGAUAGCUCGCUUUAUUACACGCUGGCCUCCAUGUCAUCUGGCAUGUUGCCUGCUGCCGAGUCAGCCAAUGCCAGCCAGCUGGGCGUGAAUCACACUGCUGCGCCAAUGGAUGCUGCACUUAAUCUGACAUAUUUUACACCUGCAAUCUCACACGUGAUACUUGCGACGACGCCAACGACCGCCAGUGCCAGUGCCAUGCAAACGACAGCAGCAGCAGCAACAACGUCGCCAGGCAGUGACUUUGAAACAGCAACAACGACUGGCAGCAAUUUAACUUCACCGCAUGAGGACGACUUGGACAAUUUAAAUUCAUUCUACUUCUAUGAGACGGAACAAUUUGCGGUUCUAUGGAUACUCUUUACCAUCAUUGUUGUGGGCAACUCGGCGGUGCUGUUCGUCAUGUUCAUCAACAAGAAUCGAAAGUCGCGCAUGAACUAUUUUAUUAAACAAUUAGCGCUGGCAGACCUGUGCGUGGGACUGCUCAAUGUGCUAACGGAUAUUAUAUGGCGCAUUACCAUCUCUUGGCGCGCCGGCAAUCUGGCUUGCAAGGUUAUCCGCUUCUCACAGGUGUGUGUGACAUACUCCUCCACCUAUGUUCUGGUGGCAAUGAGCAUCGACAGAUACGAUGCAAUCACACAUCCCAUGAACUUCUCAAAGUCAUGGAAGCGCGCUCGUCAUUUGGUCGCUGGUGCUUGGGUGCUCUCGGCGCUGUUUUCUUUGCCCAUUCUGGUGCUAUACGAAGAGAAGAUUGUACAGGGCCAUCCCCAGUGCUGGAUUGAGUUGGGCUCGCCGAUGGCCUGGCAGGUGUACAUGAGUUUGGUCUCGGCCACGCUGUUUGCAGUGCCCGCAUUGAUAAUUUCCGCCUGUUAUGCGAUAAUUGUGAAAACCAUUUGGGCCAAGGGCUCCAUAUUUGUACCCACAGAACGUCCAGGUUUCGGUGCAGCAGCUACGCGUCGCGCCAGCUCCCGCGGCAUCAUACCACGCGCCAAGGUAAAGACCGUGAAAAUGACGCUGACAAUUGUGUUUGUGUUUAUCAUUUGCUGGUCGCCGUACAUAAUCUUCGAUCUGCUGCAAGUGUUUGGCCAGAUACCACACUCGCAGACGAACAUAGCCAUAGCGACAUUUAUACAAAGCCUGGCACCACUCAACUCAGCCGCCAAUCCGCUCAUCUACUGUCUGUUCUCCUCGCAGGUGUUUCGCACACUCAGUCGCUUUCCGCCCUUUAAGUGGCUCACCUGUUGCUGCAAAUCGUAUCGCAACAACUCACAGCAGAACCGCUGCCAUACAGUGGGUCGACGGCUGCACAAUAGCUGCGACUCCAUGCGCACUCUGACCACCUCGCUGACAGUCUCGCGUCGCUCCACCAACAAGGCCAAUGCGCGUGUUGUUAUCUGCGAGCGACCCAACAAAGUUAUUGCGGUUACCAGCAUGUCGGAGGUAUGAUAGCUGGCGCACACGACCCGCAAACGUUCGACGUUUGCGGCUCACGGCCCAACCUCAUUCAGCGAUGCGGAGUUUCUGUAAGCUGCGCGCCAUAGAGGCUUUGACAAUAAGCGCGUUAGUCGCCGCUAAAGCCAAAACAAAUUGUAUAUACUAUACUUAUAACGAAUUUCGAAUCUACGAAUAUCUAUGUUUGUAUGUGUAGCCUAAGUAUUUAUGCACGUGACUUGGGUUAGUGUUAAUUUUAAAUCUCUUGCUGUUUCAAGAAAUCAAAACUCAUUCCUAAGCAAGUUGAACUUAAGUUAGCUUAAAGUAUCUAUUUAAUCGACUGAUGUUAUUUAUUUAUGCAUUUAUUUUAAGUCCAACCAACUAAGUAUUUCUAUUCACAUACUACUUCUAUAUACUCAUACUGUCUAACUGUACAUAUAUCUACAAUAUAUAUGUAUAAGUUUGUCCAACCAAAAUGUAGCGACACUUUAAGUAGCUUCUAAGAAUUAAUAGAGCAUAAUGUUUUAGUCAAUUUGAUCUAAGCUAAUAUUUAUUUCAUAAUUAUGUGUCCAAGGCAAAGAAUAAAGGUCAA